AUGCCCGAGGGUUCGUCUGCUCCGCCCUGGACACCCGAGGGUCCAACAGCUCAGCCAUGGAUGCCCGAGGGUUCGUCUGCUCCGCCCUGGACACCCGAGGGUCCAACAGCUCUGCCCUGGAUGCCCGAGGGUUCGUCUGCUCCGCCCUGGACACCCGAGGGUCCAACAGCUCAGCCAUGGAUGCCCGAGGGUUCGUCUGCUCCGCCCUGGACACCCGAGGGUCCAACAGCUCUGCCCUGGACGCCCGAGGGUCCAACAGCUCCGCCCUGGACGCCCGAGGGUUCGUCUGCUCCGCCCUGGACACCUGAGGGUCCAACAGCUCCACCCUGGACGUCCGAGGGUCCAACAGCUCCUCCCGGGACGCCCGAGGGUCCAACAGCUCCGCCCUGGACGCCCGAGGGUUCGUCUGCUCCACCCAGGACACCCGAGGGUCCAACAGCUCCGCCCUGGACGCCCGAGGGUCCAACAGCACCGCCCCGGACGCCCGAGGGUUCGUCUGCUCCGCCCUGGAUGCCCGAGGGUCCAACAGCACCACCCUGGACGCCCGAGGGUCCAACAGCUCCGCCCUGGACGCCCGAGGGUUCGUCUGCUCCUCCCUGGACACCCGAGGGUCCAACAGCUCCGCCCUGGACGCCCGAGGGUUCGUCUGCUCCUCCCUGGACACCCGAGGGUCCAACAGCUCCGCCCUGGAUGCCCGAGGGUUCGUCUGCUCCGCCCUGGACACCCGAGGGUCCAACAGCUCAGCCAUGGAUGCCCGAGGGUUCGUCUGCUCCGCCCUGGACACCCGAGGGUCCAACAGCUCUGCCCUGGACGCCCGAGGGUCCAACAGCUCCGCCCUGGACGCCCGAGGGUUCGUCUGCUCCGCCCUGGACACCUGAGGGUCCAACAGCUCCGCCCUGGACGUCCGAGGGUCCAACAGCUCCUCCCGGGACGCCCGAGGGUCCAACAGCUCCGCCCUGGACGCCCGAGGGUUCGUCUGCUCCACCCUGGACACCCGAGGGUCCAACAGCUCCGCCCUGGACGCCCGAGGGUCCAACAGCACCGCCCCGGACGCCCGAGGGUUCGUCUGCUCCGCCCUGGAUGCCCGAGGGUCCAACAGCACCACCCUGGACGCCCGAGGGUCCAACAGCUCCGCCCUGGACGCCCGAGGGUUCGUCUGCUCCGCCCUGGACACCCGAGGGUCCAACAGCUCCGCCCUGGACGCCCGAGGGUCCAACAGCACCGCCCUGGACGCCCGAGGGUUCGUCUGCUCCGCCCUGGAUGCCCGAGGGUCCAACAGCUCCGCCCUGGACGCCCGAGGGGAUGUGGAAAAUUGGUUCGAGGCUUCCCCUGGCCAUCCGGCUGUAG
Messenger RNA from Pimephales promelas (fathead minnow), 1347 nucleotides. The record is from RefSeq and is a predicted model, not a curated record. Lineage: Eukaryota; Metazoa; Chordata; Actinopteri; Cypriniformes; Leuciscidae.